AUAACCACUUUAAUUUGUUAGCUUAUAUUUCACUAACGUUAAUUAGUUUAAAUAUAACUUGUUUAAAUAGUUGGAAGCUAACGUUAUCAACAACUACUGAAGCGUUUGGUUGUCUAUCGUUGCCUAUUAAGGCAUUGACUUAACUUGUAAGUAAGUUUUUGCCCUAACUUGUAAGUAAGUUUUUGCCCUUAUGUGGAUCUUAAUGCGACGUAACAUGUGUUGAUGGCUAUUUACAAUUAAUUUACGAAAAAAAUAAGAAAUACAAUUUAUUGAAUAGUGCCUUCUGAUAUGGACACAAUAUGAACUUUGUUUAGGGACCAAAGACCAACGUAUGUUGUUAAAUCUUCGGGGCUACUUAAAACAAAAAAAAGUCUGUCUGGUAAUAUAAAAGUUACGCCAAAUUCUCUACUUUCGGGUAGACAAUUGUGUGCCUUUUUUAGCAUGGGGAUUUCCGCUACCCAAAUUUCUCUCAAAACAGCAGUAGGUUAGCCAACAAGAACAAGCAACUGCCGUCACCACGCGGAAAUAGCCACGCUGCUGAGAACCCAGUGGAAAAUCUCUAAUCUUUUAUCUUGAACAAGAAAUGAAGAGAGAGGUGAAUGCUGCGGUGAACUUCCUGAAGCGGCUCGCUUUAGAGCGAGGCCGUGUGGACAAGGUGAAAGCCGAGCUCUUCGGAGAUAAACUCCAAAAGAUGCUGUGUGAGAAAUACACAGACCACUGGUACCCCGACAACCCCAGCAAAGGCCAAGCAUUCAGGUGCAUCAGGAUGAAUGUGGGAUCGCCCUGCGAUGACUGCGUUCAGCGGGCCUGCGAGGAGAGCCAGAUCCGUCCAUCCGAGCUGGGCUUACCCCGUGAGAUCACACUCUGGAUCGACCCCCUGGAGGUGUGCGUACGGUCGGGAGAGAACUGCCGAUAUUUCACCGUGGGCAGUUUCAGCAAGGGCGAGGAGAACGAGGAAGAACAAAGGGUCAAAGGUGACAAAGAUGGCGGCAUGGCCCCCUCAGAUCUCGGAAACCUAGACACCUCAGAUUACCACUCGGCCAGCUCGUCCGACUGCGGGUCCGAGGCCUCCAGCGACGCAGAGGAGGAAGGGAAGGAGAGAGAGAGGAAGCAGGCGGAAAAGAAGGUGAAGGCUGAAGAGAAGGUUGCCGUCACUAUGAGGCCCAGGCUACGUGUGCCACGCAGGAUGCCAAAAUCUCAGCCGGAGGUUCCUGCACUGCAGUACUUCUACCACCCGGCUCCCAUGUGGCCUCAGUACAAAAAGAAGGGUCCCGUGUUCCUGACGACGGUGUGUGGGCCCCCGCCAACCCCCAUGCUGGGCUACUAUAUGCUGCCCAAGCACCCACCCCAGUUCAUCGUGCCUCACGCCGCCCUUCAGCCUUGGGGUGCAGUGAAGGGAUAAGCACCCGACCCAGCCCCCCCCCCCCCCCCAGUCCUCCCACUCGUAACCCAGGACCUGGUAUUUUUUUUUAUACGAAUACCACUGUACAGUUGUUUUGAAAUGAAAUAAGUCACAAUCGUAUAUCUGUUUUUUGGGGGGCAGGGGGUUCUAACACGAUGCCUGUUUUAAAAAGGGAAGAAGAGAAAAAAAUGUCUAACAAAACGCAAUAGUUUUUAAUAUGAAAAUAUUUAUUUUUACACUUUUUUUCUUCCUUUGCUUACACCUUCGGAAUUGCGUCUAUGGAGGGAUUACCAGUUGGCAAGUUGCACACAUUUCAGAAUACAUUCACGUUACACAAUGUUUGUAGUAAACUCAUCAAUAUGUCAGUCAGAAGAGCUAUUAAAACCAGCUGGUUGACCUUCCAGUCUUGUUACCACAGACUUUAAUGUCUAACAGCCACUUAAAGGUCACACAGUGGACAACUGUAUCGUGGUUUUCUUUUUAAUGAAUGUUAAAUGUUAAGGUCUUAUGUACCCUAUCCCACAAUGGUAGGAACUUUUAGGGAUAAAAUUACAAGCAUCCAGUAUAUCAGCGUUGUAAAACAAAGACUGGGUCUAUUCUAUGCAACCAAACAAGGAAUGCAGCUUGUUCUGUAGGACUAACCUUGCACCUAAAAGCCACUCUUGAAGAAUGUGAUAUUAAGGCCUAGAGACGAAGUUGUUGACAGACCAAAGCGAAAUGGAUGACUUGCAUGUCAGAGCGCCCUCCAGUGUCCUGCAUAAGUAGUACAAGAGACUGAUUGACUGGUGGAACGGUAGAAUAUCUUUCCUUUUGAGACUUUUUUUUUUUUAGUUUUCCAAAGAAAAGUCUUUGCAGUGCCUAUCCUAGUUCUGGCAGCGGUCUCAGGGACACUCAGCCGUAGCCCCUAGGUGUUUCUCCCUCUGUACAAAUGAGCUCUGUGCUUCGAGUAUUUUUCUUCUAUUUCUGAGACUGUUUCAAUGUUUAAUGCAAAGGAUAAAAUGGAUAUAAUGUAACACACACACACACACGCACACUUGGAUGUACCACACACACACACACACACACACACUUGGCACAAUAUUUGUUUAUACUGUAUAAAUGCAAUUCCUGUCAAUGUGAUUAACUGCUGUCAGGAGAAUAAUCACUGUGAUUUACAUUCAGAAUCCGUACAUGUUUCCUGGGCAUAACUAACCAAUAUGAAUAACCGAAGAACAGUUGUGCUGAAAUGCGCUGUGUUGAUGAGCUUGGGUGUUUCUGUUUCUAUGUAAUCUAAUGUUGGUGGUGCUAUACACACCUCAAAGCCAUCCCACUGUAUCUAUGUAUGGCUCUUUUUUUUUUUUUUGGUAUUUUUAAUGUUCCUCAUGGGUUUUUUAAUGCAGUUGGUGCUCAUGUUUGGAGCUGUGACUUUCUUGGUGUUUUCAUAACGGAUCAUUUCAAGCGGGUGAUAAGGGUGCACUUUAAUGUAAAUAGCUUUUGACUCUGGCCCUGAGAUCCAGCCAAUGUAUUGUCCUGGAUUAUUAAUUUAUUGUUAAUGUUUCACUGCCACCCUUAAACGUGCUUGGUUUGCUGGAUCUUUGAUAUGUGUGCUUAUUUAUUUGCAGCUCUCAAAGAAAAAAAAAGUCUGUGACUUCAGUGAUCUUAAAUGGUUUUUGUAAUUUGUUUUUGGAGGGCAUUAUGCUAUCAUUCAUUCAUUCAUGUUCUCGAUCACUAUUAAUAAUUUUUUUUAAAUAUAAAAGUAAUAUGAGAUGU
Clupea harengus (Atlantic herring) is the source of this 3151-nucleotide messenger RNA. RefSeq names its product maternal B9.15 protein. Lineage: Eukaryota; Metazoa; Chordata; Actinopteri; Clupeiformes; Clupeidae. Gene Ontology annotation, cellular component: nucleus; cytoplasm. The record is from RefSeq and is a predicted model, not a curated record.